CAUCUGCAGCUGGAAUUGCAAUUUGAGGCGCUGCCUGGGCCGGGACAGGGAGUGGGAGGAAGCCGGAGCGCGGGGGGCUGCGCGGGGCCCCGACGGGGACAGAGCCGCGGGGACAGAGCCGCGGGCACCUCCCGCCACCAGCCCGGCGGGUGACACAGCGGGGGCUGCACCGAGGUGUCCCCAAAACCCGUGUGCCCCCCACAGCGGCGGGCAGCGAGGCCAUGGCGAUGCUGCUGGAGCCCGGGAUGCAGAGCCUGCGGAUGGGUGCCAGCGGCGAGCGGUGCCCGACACCGUCCCCACCCGGCUCCCCGGGGACACCCCACGACAGCUGCAGCAUCGCCCCACUGACGCCUUCCCAGUCACCGCGGAGCGAGGCACGUUCCCAGCAGACCCCGUCCUUCUCCGUGGUGGUGGCCAUCGACUUUGGCACCACCUCCAGCGGUUACGCCUUCAGCUUCACCAGCGACCCCGAGGCCAUCCACAUGAUGAGGAAAUGGGAGGGAGGGGACCCGGGCGUGGCCAACCAGAAGACCCCCACCAGCCUCCUGCUGACCCCAGAGGGGACAUUCCACAGCUUCGGCUACACCGCCCGCGAUUACUACCACGACCUGGACCCCGAGGAGGCCCGCGACUGGUUCUACUUCGAGAAGUUUAAGAUGAAGAUCCACAGCACCAGUGAUCUGACCAUGAAAACCGAGCUGGAAGCUGUCAAUGGCAAGAAGAUGCCGGCGCUGGAGGUGUUCGCCCACGCGCUGCGCUUCUUCAAGCAGCACGCGGUGCAGGAGCUGAAGGACCAGUGCCCGUCCCUGCCCGAGAGCGAUGCCAUCCGCUGGGUCCUCACCGUGCCGGCCAUCUGGAAGCAGCCAGCCAAGCAGUUCAUGCGGGAAGCGGCCUACAAGGCCGGGCUGGUGUCCCCGGAGACGCCGGAGCAGCUUCUGAUCGCGCUGGAGCCCGAGGCCGCCUCCAUUUACUGCCGCAAGCUGCGGCUGCACCAACUGAUCGAGCUGAGCUGCCGCCCCCCGGCCAACGGGGCCGAGCCCCCCCACCCCAUCGACUCCAGCUUCCGGCAGGCCCGGGAGCAGCUCCGGCGAUCCCGGCACAGCCGCACCUUCCUGGUGGAGUCGGGCGUGGGCGAACUCUGGUCGGAGAUGCAGGCAGGUGACAGGUACAUCGUGGCCGAUUGUGGCGGGGGGACGGUGGAUCUGACCGUGCACCAGAUCGAGAAGCCGCAGGGGACGCUGAAGGAGCUCUACAAAGCCUCGGGAGGUCCCUAUGGGGCCGUGGGCGUGGACCUGGCCUUCGAGAAGCUUCUGUGCCACAUCUUCGGGGACGAUUUCAUCGCCACCUUCAAGGCCAAGCGUCCAGCAGCCUGGGUGGACCUGACCAUCGCCUUCGAGGCCCGGAAGCGCGCGGCCGCCCCGAGCCGCUCCAGCCCCCUCAACAUCUCCCUGCCCUUCUCCUUCAUCGACUUCUACCGCAAACACCGUGGCCACAACGUCGAGACUGCGCUCCGCAAGAGCAAUGUCAACCUGGUGAAGUGGUCGUCCCAAGGGAUGCUGCGGAUGUCCCCCGAGGCCAUGAACGAGCUGUUCCAGCCAACCAUCACCCACAUCAUCCAGCACAUCGACACCCUCCUGAAGAAACCCGAGGUCCAUGGCAUCAAAUUCCUGUUCCUGGUGGGCGGCUUCGCCGAGUCGGCCAUGCUGCAGCGGGCGGUGCAGGCCGCCUUCGGCCACCGCUGCCGCGUCAUCGUCCCGCAGGACGUGGGGCUGACCAUCCUCAAAGGGGCCGUGCUCUUCGGCCUGGACCCCGGCGUGGUGCGGGUGCGCCGCUCCCCGCUUACCUACGGCGUGGGGGUCCUCAACAAGUUCGUGGAGGGCAAGCACCCGCGGGAGAAGCUGCUGGUCAAGGAGGGCAAGAACUGGUGCACCGACAUCUUCGAGAAGUUCGUCACCGUGGACCAGUCAGUGGCGUUGGGCGAGGUGGUCCAGCGGAGCUACUGCCCGGCCCGGCCCGGCCAGCGCCGGACCAUCAUCAACAUCUACUGCUGUGACACCGAUGACGUGGUGUACAUCACCGACCCCGGCGUCAGGAAGUGCGGCACCAUCAGCCUGGAGCUGGGGGACGUGGGGGACGCGGGCCCGGCGCGGGGCCGGCGCGAGAUCCGCACCAGCAUGCAGUUCGGGGACACCGAGAUCAAGGUGACGGCGCUGGACAUGAGCACGGCGCGUAGUGUGAGGGCCACCAUUGACUUCCUGUCCAACUGAGACCUUCCUGGGGACUCCACCAUUUAAUUCAUCUCCAACUGCGACCCUCUGCCAUCAUGGGGACAUGCUCAGGACCUGCCACCAUUGACUUCCUGUCCAACUGGGACUACCCAGGAUGUGCCACCAUUGACUUCCUGUCCAACUGGGACUGCCCAGGAUGUGCCACCAUUGACUUCCUGUCCAACUGGGACUGCCCAGGAUAUGCCACCAUCGACUUCCUGUCCAACUGGGACUACCCAGGACCUGCCACCAUCGACUUCCUGUCCAACUCAGACUUUCCUGGAGAUUCCACCAUUGAAUUCAUCUCCAGCUGAGCCCCUCUGUCAUCAUGGGGACAUGCCCAGGAUCCAACACCAUCGACUUCCUGUCCAAUUGAGGGGCCCCUGGGAUGUGCCACCAUCGACUUCCUGUCCAAUUGGGACUGCCCAGUAUGUGCCACCAUCAGCUUCCUGUCCAAUUGGGACUGCCCAGGAUGUGCCACCAUUGACUUCCUGUCCAAUUGGGACUGCCCAGGAUGUGCCACCAUUGACUUCCUGUCCAAUUGGGACUACCCAGGAUGUGCCACCAUCGACUUCCUGUCCAACUCAGACCUUCCUGGAGAUUCCACCAUUGAAUUCAUCUCCAACUGUGACCCUUUGUCAUCAUGAGGACACUCCCAGGACCUGCCACCAUCAACUUCCUGUCCAACUGGGACUACCCAGGAUGUGCUACCAUGGGGGACUACCCAGGAUGUGCCACCACCAUUGACUUCCUGUCCUACUGGGAUUGUCCAGGAUGUGCCACCAUGGACUUCCUGUCCAACUGGGACUACCCAGGAUGUGCCACCAUGGACUUCCUGUCCAACUGGGACCACCCAGGAUGUGCCACCAUCGACUUCCUGUCCAAUUGGGACUACCCAGGAUGUGCCACCAUCGACUUCCUGUCCAACUCAGACCUUCCUGGAGACUCCACCAUUGAAUUCAUCUCCAAUGGAGACCCUCUAUCAUCACGAGGACACUCCCAGGACCUGCCACCAUCAACUUCCUGUCCAACUGAGAGGCACUGGCAUUGUGGAGACAUCCCUGGAAUCUGCCACCAUUGAAUUCCCGUCCAUCUGAGACCCUCCAGGAGAUGCCACCAUGGAAUUCGUGUCCAACUGAGACCUUCCUGGAGAUGCCACCAUGGAAUUCCUGUCCAACUGAGACCUUCCUGGAGCUGUCACCAUCAAUUUCCACCCCAGCUGAGACCUCCUGUCACUGUGGGCACCACACCAGGACCUGGCACCAUCGAUUCCCUCCUAGACUGAGACCCCCCACUUAUCCUGGGGACCCCAGUCCCUGCCCCCCACCCUCUCCCAGCCCCACUUUAACUGGAAUUUCCCUCAUGACCCCUCCACAUCCCCCGUCCAGGACUAUUUGGGAUUGUCCACCUGGGGUUGUCCCCUGUCCCUCUGGGCAGGUUCAUGGAGGGGAUUUGGGCUCCCAGCCCAUUCCCAGUGGGAUUUUCCUCCUUCCCGAGGUGGGAUUUUGUACUUUAACCCCCUCCAGGCAUAUAAGAUAUCUUUAUAUUUAUAUAUAUAUAUAUAUGUAUAUGUGUAGGCACAUAAAACUUCCUGAAACUGC
This is a messenger RNA of Taeniopygia guttata (zebra finch), 3868 nucleotides long. RefSeq names its product heat shock protein family A (Hsp70) member 12B (gene HSPA12B). Lineage: Eukaryota; Metazoa; Chordata; Aves; Passeriformes; Estrildidae. The record is from RefSeq and is a predicted model, not a curated record.